AUGGCGGCCCUGGGUGGAUGGGAAGAUGCUCUGGCAUUCAGAGCCUAUGUGGCCGGGGCUCUCCGACCAGGCGUGGCCACCACCCGUGAGGAGAUGUCCAGAGACCUGUUCCCUAUCGUCUCUGUGACGGACUGUAAGUCCCUCUACGACAAUGUCCACCGUGUUGGUGGCCCUCGUGCUCCCACCGAGAAGCGCCUCCUAGUCGAUUUGACUGCUUUGAGGCACAUGGUUAACGACGAAUACCAGAGGUGGGGCCGAGAACUACCUGGUGCAAAGACCCUUCGUUGGGUGCCAACUAAGUCUCAGUUGGCUGACAUCCACCAAGGUCUUGAACGACGUAAAGCAGUGGUGGUGGAACGUGAGGAAUGUGAGGUCAAAGCCUUCCAGCAGUUGGCACGACGGCUUGAAGAGAUGAAUUUGGGGACAGAUCGGCCUGAAUCUGAAUGCCACGUCCGCAUUUUCAAGUCCCAAAUUUUGGAGGCCGACCCAGAACCGAUGGGCCCACCACGUCCAUUAAAGCGUUUGAAAGUGUUUGAAAGCGCGUGA
This is a messenger RNA of Cladocopium goreaui, 546 nucleotides long. NCBI's taxonomy places the organism in Eukaryota, Dinophyceae, Suessiales, Symbiodiniaceae. The record is from the annotation of a GenBank genome assembly.